Fusarium sp. VM40 is the source of this 1131-nucleotide messenger RNA. The record is from the annotation of a GenBank genome assembly. Lineage: Eukaryota; Fungi; Ascomycota; Sordariomycetes; Hypocreales; Nectriaceae.
AUGGGCUUCAUUGGCAUCUCGCUCAUCGUCGCCUCCGUCGUUUGGAUCUUUGUCCGCCCGCCAUCAUGGAUGCCAGAGCCGCUACAAAUACUCCUUCGCUGGAGAGGUGGUCCUCCCGCAAUAGCAGCUAAGGACGAGGCUGGAGCUGAACAUGAUGCCGAUCCCGGUCCCAGUAUCAUGGUGUCGGAUCACGAGGUGGAACCGGGCCCUCGACUCCGGGCUCGUCCGGCCGAUAACCGUACCACUCGAGACAACGACCAGCAUGUCAACCAGAGGAAGGCUACCACUACUGCGACCGGUGCCUCGUCUUCGCUGAAGACCGCCAAAAGCGAUGCGACGUUUAUGCCGCCACCACCUCUGCCCAAGAUUGCGCCUCCGACCCCCACCAUCGCCGAACCCGACGAACAAACAACCCCCAAGGCUGUCGCAUCCGAUCCUCCCUCUAUUCCCGUCCCCAGCUUCAGCCUCGAUAAUGCGCCGAGCUCUCACCCCGCCCCGCGUCGCAACCCCACAGCGCCGGGUCCCGCUCCUUCCCCGAACCUGUCCUCUAUGAUGCCCCCGCCUCCACAACCGGGACGUCUUCCACCUCCGACAUCAUCUGGCCUGUCGGCCGGUCGCCUGCCGUCGCUCUCACAGUUUCCUGCCGCAAACUCACCUCAACGAGCUCGCGGUCCCGUCCCGAAUCGAGGCCCUCCGACGUCAGGUGGCCUAGCACCACCACCUACACACUCCGCGAAGCCCAACAAACCCAAUCGCAAAGUCCUGCUGACCCCAGGGCACUCUCCCCUUGACUGGGCUCGCAUAUCUGGACCUAAUACCGACCUUCGGGGCGUUGAAUCUCAGACACCGUACUUGCGCGUGACUCCGUCCAUGUUGAAGCGCAUGACGGGUCGCAAGGGUAAAGAUGCGUGGAUGGCGCUUAAUGGCAAGGUGUAUAAUGUUUCGCCAUAUGCCGACUUUCACCCUGGCGGUGUUCCUGAACUGUUGCGUGGUGCUGGUCGUGAUGGCACUAAACUGUUCGGCGAGGUUCACCCUUGGGUCAACUAUGAGACUAUGUUGUCGGCAUGUCUAGUAGGUCUACUUGUUGAAGAAUCCGAAGGGACCGAGAGUAAGAUGGACCAGAUGGAUUAG